Molecule: messenger RNA, 852 nt
Organism: Fusarium keratoplasticum
Lineage: Eukaryota; Fungi; Ascomycota; Sordariomycetes; Hypocreales; Nectriaceae
Product: DLH domain-containing protein
Exons: 3
Coding region: 22-852 (276 amino acids)
Molecular function (GO): hydrolase activity
Source: RefSeq, a predicted model, not a curated record
AAAACUUUCUGCUCGGUUGAAAUGUCCUGCCCCGAUUGCUUCAAGGGAAGUGUCCACGAUGGCGAGCCUCGAGGCAAGAUAAUCAAGCUUCACGAUCUCGAUACCUACGUCGUCGAGCCAUCCGAGGGGAAGGAGGUCAAGGGGAUAGUCGUCGUCAUCCCAGAUGCCUUUGGCUGGAAGUUUGUCAACUGUCGACUCCUAGCCGACAACUACGCCGACAAGAGCAACUACAAAGUCUACCUGCCAGACGUUAUGAUCGGGGAUGCUGCUCCCGUGUCUGCCCUUGACAGAGUGCACAUUGCCAUGGCCCCUGGAAAUUGGCUCAGGCGAGGGUAUAACUUGCUCCUUGCCCUUUGGGCCGUGGUACCUUUCAUGAUACGUAACCGAUUCGGCAAGACCUAUCCCAUCACCGAGAGCUUUUUUGAGAAGCUUCGAAAAGCAGAGGGUUCCACCCUUCCCGUCGGCGUAGCUGGUUUCUGCUGGGGUGGCAAGCUUGCCAUUCUCUUAUCUCACGGUGUUGAGGUAGACGGCAAGCCUAUCAUUGACGCAGCAUUCACCGGCCAUCCUAGCGGAUUAAGCUUCCCUGGUGACUUUGAGAAGGUCACGGUGCCAGUUUCGGUCGCUGUGGGUGACAAUGACAGUCAGUUCCCCGUGGAGACGGCGGGAAAGAUGAAGGCCCUCGCCGAGUCAAAGCCUGAAUCAGCGAGGGGUGAGAUUAAGAUCUACCCAGGAGCUGGACAUGGCUUCUGCGUUCGUGCAUCCAUGGAGAAGGAGGGUCUUGCCGAGAAGGCAUCAGAGGCAGAGGAUCAGGCUAUUACAUGGUUCAAUACCCAUUUCAAGGUCGGCCCAUAG